AGCAGGUAAUAUCGCGAGAUCCAAAUUAUCCUACCACUCGCUAGUGCAAGAUGGAGAAGCAAAUGUAACACGCAUUCGAGAUAGUUAUAAGACACUGCAAAGCAAGCUGAGGAUGAGGGUGAUCAAACUAUUGAACCAAAGCAGUUUCUGGUAACCUGACUAGAACAUGCUGUAUUGCCAAAUUAUUCUCUGAGCAACAAAUAGAGAUUAUCGACAAUGAAGGUCGACAGAAGCAAGUUAAAGAAAACUCCUACGGAAGCUCCUGCUGACUGCAGGAUUCUAAUAGAGAAGCUCAAGGCCUGCAAUGAUGAGCAACUAUUGGUUGAACUGCAGCACAUCAAGACCUGGAAUAUUGGCAAGUGUGAGCUGUACCACUGGGUGGAUCUACUGGACCGCUUUGAUGGCAUUCUGUGUGAUGCAGGCCAAACGGUGGAGAAUAUGUCAUGGCUGCUGGUGUGUGACCGUCCUGACAACGGACAGCUCAAAGCCCUGCUUUUGGCAGUGCUCAACUUCACAGCCCUGCUCAUUGAGUAUAGCUUCUCUAGGCACCUCUACAGCUCCAUAGAGCACUUAACCACCUUGUUAGCGUCAUGUGACAUGCAGGUGGUCCUGUCUGUGCUGAACCUGCUCUAUGUAUUCAGUAAGCGCUCAAACUACAUCACGAGACUAGGAUCCGACAAAAGGACGCCUCUACUGGCCCGUCUGCAACACCUGGCUGAGAGUUGGGGAGGAAAGGAGAAUGGCUUUGGCCUGGCUGAGUGCUGCAGGGAUCUGCUUAUGACGAAAUACCCGCCCAGUGCCACCACACUGCACUUUGAGUUUUAUGCUGAACCUGGCCCUGAGGUCAAAGUAGAGAAAAAGACAAGUAGUAAUACACUACACUAUAUACACAUCGAGCAGCUUGACAAGAUUUCAGAGAGCCCAUCUGAGAUUAUGGAGUCGCUGACGGUGAUGUACAACAUCCCAAAAGACAAGCAGACGCUGCUGUUCACACACAUUCGUCUGGCCCAUGGUUUCUCAAAUCACAAGAAGAGAUUGCAGGCUGUGCAGGCCCGUCUACAUGCCAUCUCUAUACUGGUGUAUUCAAACGCACUCCAAGAGUCAGCCAACAGUAUUCUAUAUAAUGGCUUGAUAGAGGAGCUGGUGGAUGUAUUACAGAUUACAGACAAACAGCUUGUGGAUAUCAAGGCAGCAUCUUUGCGCACUUUAACUUCGAUUGUCCAUCUGGAGAGAACACCCAAGCUUUCCAACAUCAUCGACUGCACUGGCACUGCCUCCUACCAUGGCUUCCUGCCAGUGUUGGUGCGCAACUGUAUUCAAGCAAUGAUCGAUCCUCUGAUGGAACCCUACCCGCACCAGUUUGCCACUGCACUCUUCUCAUUCCUCUACCACUUGGCUAGCUAUGAUGCUGGUGGGGAAGCCCUUGUGUCUUGUGGCAUGAUGGAAGCUCUCCUGAAGGUUAUCAAGUUUCUUGGUGAUGAACAGGACCAGAUUACCUUUGUGACACGAGCAGUGCGGGUCGUGGACCUCAUUACCAAUCUUGACAUGGCUGCCUUUCAGUCCCACAGCGGCCUUACCAUUUUCAUCUCUAGGCUAGAGCAUGAGGUAGACCUGUCGAGGAAAGAGUGCCCUUUCGUCAUCAAGCCAAAGAUGCAGAGGCCCAGUACAACUGUCGAGUCUGAGGACAUGGAAACUGACACGGAGAUGUCAGAAGUUGCCAUGGACAGCAGCCCUGGACCAUCCACAUCUUCUGGUUCCAGAUCAGAAACGGACCAGAAAGCACAGGGCAGUGCUGCCAACGCACCUCGUCCAGGUGUGCAGUGUAUCCCCCAGAGGGCAGCCCUGUUAAAGUCAAUGCUAAAUUUCUUGAAGAAAGCCAUCCAGGACCCUGCCUUUUCUGACGGUAUUCGCCACGUAAUGGAUGGGUCCUUGCCUACCUCACUCAAGCACAUCAUCAGUAAUGCAGAGUAUUAUGGCCCUUCACUGUUCCUCUUAGCGACGGAGGUUGUGACGGUGUUUGUGUUCCAGGAGCCAUCCCUGCUCUCCUCCCUGCAGGAUAAUGGUCUCACUGAUGUCAUGCUGCAUGCCCUUCUCAUCAAAGACGUCCCUGCUACCCGUGAGGUGUUGGGUUCUCUUCCCAAUGUGUUCAGUGCCCUGUGCCUGAAUGCAAGAGGCUUGGGCUCCUUUGUUCAGUGCCAGCCAUUUGAGCGCCUCUUCAAAGUGCUUUUGUCCCCUGACUACCUGCCUGCCAUGCGACGGCGACGUAGCUCGGACCCAUUGGGUGACACUGCAUCCAACUUGGGCAGUGCUGUGGAUGAGCUCAUGAGGCACCAACCAACUUUGAAGACUGAUGCUACUACUGCCAUUAUAAAGUUACUGGAGGAGAUCUGCAACCUAGGUCGAGCCCCUGAGUACAUCUGCCAGAAACCGUCUAUCCAGAAAGCCGAUGGCACUGUGGCGGUGCCCCCAGCUCGCUCCAGCCAUGCUGCUGAAGAAGCCUCAAGUGAGGAUGAAGAAGAAGAGGAGGCCCUCCACACUUUCAGCCAGCAGCAGGGGGAACCAGAGAGCACCAGACAGUCAGUGCCACUUGAACUGGUGGUUGGCACUGAAGAGCGGAUACCUAUUCCUCUGAUGGACUAUAUCCUGAAUGUGAUGAAGUUUGUGGAAUCCAUUCUAAGCAACAACACCACAGACGACCACUGUCAGGAGUUUGUCAACCAGAAGGGUCUGCUGCCUCUGGUUUCUAUUCUGGGCCUUCCCAACUUGCCCAUAGACUUCCCUACGUCUGCUGCCUGCCAGGCUGUGGCUGGGGUCUGCAAGUCUAUACUGACUCUCUCUCAUGAGCCUAAGGUACUCCAGGAAGGCCUUUGCCAACUGGACAGUAUCCUGUCGUCUCUGGAGCCACUCCAUCGACCAAUCGAGGUGCCGGGUGGUUCUGUGCUUCUCAGAGAACUGGCUAACGCGGGCCAUGUCACCGAUGCAACGUUGUCCGCCCGUGCAACACCACUGCUCCAUGCUCUUACUGCAGCACAUGCCUACAUCCUCAUGUUUGUGCAUACUUGCAGAGUAGGACAGAGUGAGAUCAGAGCUAUCUCAGUCAACCAGUGGGGAUCCCAGCUGGGCUUGAGUGUUCUCAACAAGCUCAGUCAGCUCUACUGCUCUCUGGUGUGGGAGAGCACCGUGCUGCUGUCCCUUUGCACGCCUAACAGUCUGCCUCCAGGAUGUGAGUUCGGCCAGGCUGACAUGCAGAAACUGGUGCCCAAAGACGAGAAGCCAUCGAGCAGCACUGCAACCACUGCAGCUUCUGGUUCCAGGAGAACCGCAGAUUCUGAGGCGGUGACGGUGGAUUCAUCAGCCGGUGGGCUGUUGGAAGGCAUGGGUCUAGAUGGGGACACCUUGGCUCCCAUGGAGACGGACGAACCCACUGCAACGGACCCUAAGGCCAAGUCCAAACUUACCCCAGCUAUGGCCACCCGCAUUAAACAGAUUAAACCACUCCUCUCUGCUUCAUCUCGAUUAGGCCGGGCUCUGGCUGAGCUCUUUGGCCUGCUGGUGAAGCUGUGUGUGGGGUCUCCAGUGCGCCAACGUCGCUCCCACCAUGCCACGAGCACAGGAACCACCCCCACGCCUGCUGCCCGGGCCACUGCCUCUGCCCUGACCAAGCUCCUCACCAAGGGUCUGAGUUGGCAGCCACCACCCUACACACCCACCCCUCGUUUUAGGCUGACCUUCUUCAUCUGCUCAGUGGGCUUCACAUCCCCCAUGCUGUUUGAUGAGAGGAAGUACCCCUACCACCUCAUGCUGCAGAAGUUCUUCUGCUCUGGAGGUCAUGAUGCCUUAUUUGAGACAUUUAACUGGGCUCUAUCGAUGGGUGGGAAGGUGCCUGUCACUGAGGGUCUGGAACAUACUGAUCUACCCGAUGGGACCGGGGAGUUUCUGGAUGCCUGGUUAAUGCUUGUGGAGAAGAUGGUGAACCCGAGCACUGUGCUGGACUCACCCCAUUCCCUGCCAGCUAAAAUGCCUGGAGUCACACCCACCAUGCCCCAGUUCAGCGCCCUUCGGUUCCUCAUAGUCACACAAAAGGCUAAGGACCCAAAAUGGCCCGCGUUUUCUCUGCAGGGCUGCAAAAAGAGGGGGUAUGAAAGCAAGUAUGAGGCAUGGCUACAAAUCGGGUGA
Messenger RNA from Notothenia coriiceps (black rockcod), 4176 nucleotides. Its product is annotated as E3 ubiquitin-protein ligase HUWE1-like. Bases 217 to 4176 code for a protein of 1319 amino acids. The record is from RefSeq and is a predicted model, not a curated record. Gene Ontology annotation, cellular component: nucleus; Golgi membrane; cytoplasm. Gene Ontology annotation, molecular function: ubiquitin protein ligase activity. Lineage: Eukaryota; Metazoa; Chordata; Actinopteri; Perciformes; Nototheniidae. The transcript has 33 exons. Gene Ontology annotation, biological process: Golgi organization; protein polyubiquitination; membrane fusion.